Messenger RNA from Tupaia belangeri chinensis (Chinese tree shrew), 2944 nucleotides. RefSeq names its product cullin 1 (gene CUL1). Gene Ontology annotation, molecular function: ubiquitin protein ligase binding. Gene Ontology annotation, biological process: ubiquitin-dependent protein catabolic process. The record is from RefSeq and is a predicted model, not a curated record. Bases 162 to 2510 code for a protein of 782 amino acids. Gene Ontology annotation, cellular component: cullin-RING ubiquitin ligase complex. The transcript has 21 exons. Lineage: Eukaryota; Metazoa; Chordata; Mammalia; Scandentia; Tupaiidae.
GUUUGCCUGCAAUGAGAUUUGCUUCUCUCCGUUUAAAGGAUAUCCUUUCUGAGCUGCUGUGAAUAAAUUUGGAAUGAUACUGUAUAUUUUCGUCUAAUGGAGAAUUAGCUGCAUCUUGAAUAAGGAUUGCUGCACUGGGCAACUUCAGAACGUUACUCACCAUGUCGUCGAACAGGAGUCAGAACCCGCAUGGACUGAAGCAGAUUGGCCUUGACCAGAUCUGGGACGACCUCCGCGCUGGAAUCCAGCAGGUGUACACCAGACAGAGUAUGGCCAAGUCCAGGUACAUGGAACUCUACACUCACGUCUAUAACUACUGUACCAGCGUACACCAGUCAAACCAAGCACGAGGAGCCGGGGUCCCUCCUUCCAAGUCGAAAAAGGGGCAGACGCCCGGAGGAGCCCAGUUCGUGGGCCUGGAGUUAUACAAACGACUUAAGGAGUUUUUGAAGAAUUACUUGACAAAUCUUCUUAAGGAUGGAGAGGACUUGAUGGAUGAGAGUGUCCUGAAAUUCUACACUCAGCAAUGGGAAGAUUACCGAUUUUCAAGCAAAGUGCUGAAUGGAAUUUGUGCCUACCUCAAUAGACAUUGGGUUCGCCGUGAAUGUGAUGAAGGACGGAAAGGAAUAUAUGAAAUCUAUUCACUUGCAUUGGUGACUUGGAGAGACUGUCUGUUCAGGCCGUUGAAUAAACAGGUAACAAAUGCUGUCUUAAAACUGAUAGAAAAGGAAAGAAAUGGUGAAACCAUCAACACAAGACUGAUUAGUGGAGUUGUACAGUCUUACGUGGAAUUGGGGCUGAAUGAAGAUGAUGCAUUUGCAAAGGGCCCUACGUUAACAGUGUAUAAAGAAUCCUUUGAAUCUCAAUUUUUGGCUGACACGGAGAGAUUUUAUACCAGAGAGAGUACUGAAUUCUUGCAACAGAACCCAGUUACUGAAUAUAUGAAAAAGGCAGAGGCUCGUCUGCUUGAGGAGCAGCGAAGAGUUCAGGUGUACCUUCAUGAGAGCACACAAGACGAACUAGCCAGGAAAUGUGAGCAGGUCCUCAUCGAGAAGCACUUGGAAAUCUUCCACACAGAGUUUCAGAAUUUACUGGAUGCUGACAAAAAUGAAGACCUGGGGCGCAUGUACAACCUUGUAUCCAGAAUCCAGGAUGGCCUAGGAGAGCUGAAAAAACUGCUGGAGACUCACAUCCACAAUCAGGGUCUUGCAGCAAUCGAAAAGUGUGGAGAAGCUGCUUUAAAUGACCCCAAAAUGUAUGUGCAGACGGUGCUGGACGUUCACAAAAAAUACAACGCGCUGGUGAUGUCGGCCUUCAACAAUGAUGCCGGCUUCGUGGCUGCGCUAGACAAGGCUUGCGGGCGCUUCAUCAACAACAAUGCCGUUACCAAGAUGGCGCAGUCAUCCAGUAAGUCCCCAGAGCUGCUGGCUCGGUACUGUGACUCCUUGUUGAAGAAAAGCUCCAAGAACCCAGAAGAGGCAGAACUAGAAGACACACUCAAUCAAGUGAUGGUCGUCUUCAAGUACAUAGAGGACAAAGACGUGUUUCAGAAGUUCUACGCCAAGAUGCUGGCCAAGAGACUCGUCCAUCAGAACAGCGCGAGCGACGAUGCCGAGGCAAGCAUGAUCUCCAAGUUAAAGCAAGCUUGUGGUUUUGAGUAUACCUCUAAACUUCAGCGGAUGUUCCAGGACAUUGGCGUAAGCAAAGAUUUAAACGAACAGUUCAAAAAGCACCUGACAAAUUCAGAACCACUAGACUUGGACUUCAGUAUUCAAGUCCUGAGCUCCGGAUCCUGGCCCUUUCAGCAGUCUUGUACGUUCGCCUUGCCGUCAGAGUUGGAACGAAGCUAUCAACGAUUCACGGCCUUCUACGCGAGCCGGCCCUCCGGGGGGAGCCGGCACAGUGGCAGGAAGUUGACGUGGUUAUAUCAGCUGUCAAAGGGAGAGCUGGUAACUAACUGCUUCAAAAACAGAUACACUUUGCAGGCAUCUACAUUCCAGAUGGCAAUUCUACUUCAGUACAACACAGAAGAUGCCUACACUGUACAGCAGCUGACUGACAGCACUCAAAUUAAAAUGGACAUUUUGGCCCAAGUCCUACAGAUUUUAUUGAAGUCGAAGUUAUUGGUCUUGGAAGAUGAAAAUGCAAAUGUCGACGAGGUGGAAUUGAAGCCAGACACCUUAAUAAAACUGUAUCUUGGUUAUAAAAAUAAGAAAUUAAGGGUCAACAUCAAUGUGCCAAUGAAAACGGAACAGAAGCAGGAACAGGAAACCACACACAAGAACAUUGAGGAGGACCGCAAACUGCUGAUCCAGGCGGCCAUCGUGAGGAUCAUGAAGAUGAGGAAGGUUCUGAAACACCAGCAGCUGCUCGGCGAGGUCCUGACACAGCUGUCCUCCAGGUUCAAGCCUCGGGUCCCCGUGAUCAAGAAAUGCAUCGACAUUCUGAUUGAGAAAGAGUAUUUGGAGCGAGUUGAUGGUGAAAAGGACACUUACAGUUACUUGGCUUAACCCUUCUAGAAGGGUCUGACUGUGACCCGCAGCAAAUAGUUCAUGAUGAAAAGAAUGGAAACGACUCGAGCUCAUAGCAGCCAGCCUGCCGCCAUUUGGACCUCCCUUUUUACCUCUGAGACCCAGACUCUCGCCCGCUGGUCUCAGGUUGACAUCAGAACUGCUCAGGAUUGACACAUUUCAAGUCUGUAAAUAGGACACCAACGCCAUUUAGCCUACCCGGAGAACGGGAAUGAACCUGUGCGAGGCUGCAUGCUGCCGCAUCUCAGUCACCACGCUGGCCGCCUGCUGGCGGCUGCCGGCCCGGGCAGCGCCUGCGAGGUCGCCAGCACUUGGAGAGCAAGUCCGAAUGGAGCCACGUGUAAUCUGCUAUGAAAACCAUUUGUAUAGUGUGUUUCAUUUUUUAAUGUGUGAAAAUAAAGAAAAUUAAAGGA